AUGGACCGCCCGGACCGGUCUCCGACAUCGCAAGCGCUUACGGAUCGACCCACUCCUCAUUCCAUCGCACAACCUCCACAAGGCGAUAUCACGCUAUCACCGGGUACAGAGCGGUACUAUCAAGCCGCUCAAAGGAUGAUCACCCUCGAGACUCGCUUUCCCCAUCCCUCGGCAACCGCAUCUCCGCCGCCAGCUCUCGGCUCACUGAAUCAGUACGGCUCUCCCUCAUCCUCUCGACCCUCUCCAGCCAGCCUACCCUCGAAAGCGAAGCGAUGGGUCAGGGGUCCAGCGCGACGGGCCCCUCCCAGUACCCCUGACAGUGAGUCAUGGGUGGACGUUGAUCACGGCGGGGCGGCGGAGGUUGCAGACGAGGUCGAUAAGGCGCAGCCGCUAUCCUCAACCCACACAUCCCACUCCCUCCAUCGUCGCCGUAACCACUCCGAAUCCUCCUCGUCGACGUCGAGGUGCAGUACACCGUGCCCGACCUCGCCCAUCUCCACCUCCACCUCGGUGCUGUUACUACAUGGCGAACAGGGAGAGAUAGCGGGAAGUGCGGAAGAUACGAUGGAGAAGUAUACCAAGAUGGGAGGCGGAGAAGAGGCGCCACGUAGGCCGGAAGAGGAGCCAGAUGAAGCGUUGCGCCGGACGCUGGUAGGGAUAGGGGCGCAACUAGGGCAAGAGGUGACGCUGGGGUACGAGAUUCGGAACUUUCGUUGGGAACAUUGGUGA
Dioszegia hungarica is the source of this 729-nucleotide messenger RNA. RefSeq lists its product as uncharacterized. NCBI's taxonomy places the organism in Eukaryota, Fungi, Basidiomycota, Tremellomycetes, Tremellales, Bulleribasidiaceae. The coding region runs from base 1 to 729 and encodes 242 amino acids. The transcript has a single exon. The record is from RefSeq and is a predicted model, not a curated record.